This is a messenger RNA of Neodiprion fabricii, 1602 nucleotides long. Its product is annotated as glutamate receptor 2-like. The record is from RefSeq and is a predicted model, not a curated record. The coding region runs from base 1 to 1461 and encodes 486 amino acids. Lineage: Eukaryota; Metazoa; Arthropoda; Insecta; Hymenoptera; Diprionidae. Gene Ontology annotation, molecular function: glutamate-gated receptor activity. The transcript is spliced from 7 exons. Gene Ontology annotation, cellular component: membrane.
AUGUAUCGCCGCAAUCGAUCGACCGAUUAUACAUUAUUUUCUCUUAUACUCCUGGUUUUCAUUAUCGGGAAUAAAUUUGCCAACGUGGAUAGUUUCAACGGUGUAAUAUGGAGUGAUGAUAAAAAUGAUUUUGUAAGAAUCUUCGACGUCCCAUCAUUCGCGAAACUACACAACGAUAUUAUCGCGAAAAUCAGAUCAACGGAGGCCUACAAUUUCAACGGUACAACUUUAAAGCUCACCGCAUUUCCGAUUAAGAAUCUUAUAACUUUUCGCAACAACAACACCGUAGCCAGUGGCCUGCAUGGCGACGUGUGGGAACUUAUCGCCGACACUUUAAACUUCAAAAUUCGGUACACUUCGAUAAGUGAGCACGAAUACGGGACUCAAAGUAAGAAUGGUUCGUGGGACGGACUGAUCGGAUACAUUUAUCGAAACGAAACAGACAUAAUACCACGAACCGUGGUCUUCCCAUCGCGAACAACGGCCUUGCAAUUCACCCUGCCGAUGUGGAUGACGGGGUACAGAUUGUACGUAAGAAAACAACUGCAACAUCACAAUACGUGGAUGAUCGAAUUGUUCAGACCGAGCUUGUGGAUGUCGACAAUCGCCCUUUUCUUCGUAUUGGUUUUCGCAAGUUUUUUACAGCAGACGUUAAACUCGGGGAAGAUGAAGGGGACAAAAGAAGCCGAUCAUACGGCCUCCUGCACCCUGAGAGAUAAUUUUUUCUACGUAUUUUCUAUUUACUGUAACCAAGGCUGGCUACCGUCGCUGUUCGAAAGGCGUGCCAAGAUCCUGCUGCUAUCGACUCGCCUUUUCUCGUGGCUUCUGAUCAUCGCGUUCAGCUCUAAACUAAUAUCGCACGUAACGCAGCGGGAAUUUCAGACACCGUUUGAGGAUCUGGAAUCGCUUUACAGAGAUACGAACUACAAAGUGGCCGUGAAACAGAACUCGUUCGUCUAUUCGAUUUUCGCGAGAUCGAUGAGACCGAUUUACAAAAAGAUAAUGAACAGCAACAGGCUUAGUCCAGGAAUCGACUUGGAGUCGUACGAGAAAGUCUGCACCGGAAAGUACACCUAUUUCGAAGCUCAGGACGAAAUGGAGGCGAAAAAUUCGAAACUCUGCGACAUGACAUACGUUGGGAAAAAUUACUACAACGGUUGGGUCGCAGGAGGACUCGUUCGCGGAUUUAAGCACACAAAAGCGAUCAACACGGGGGUACUGAAACUACUCGAAAAUGGGGCGAUACAACGUCUGAAAUCGAUAUGGCUAGCGCCGAGUUCGAAGCUGGAAUCAAACUCGAGCGUGUCAGAAUCUAUCGCUCUUCAUCACCUCUCCCUCAUAUUCGCGAUGCUGUUGGGGGCAACGAUUUUGUCAUUCGUUAUUCUGCUGAUAGAGAUCGCAAUUUACCGUUAUUUUAAUCGCCGACAAAUAAUUAUAGCCGGAAAAAGGCCGCCGAUCUGAUUACAUCUCAAAUAUAAUUCCAAUAAUUCGCGCAUUCGUUAUAGGAGACGUGACAAGAAAUCUGCAUCGUAGAUUCAAUUCUUACAAUUAGAAAAAAGAUGGCAGAAUGUUGAGUAACGAACGUGUUCGACUUACCAUUUC